AUGGGGAAAUUCAUCAAGUCUGGCAAAGUUGUGUUGGUUUUAAACGGACGUUAUGCAGGCAAAAAGGCUGUCAUUGUGAAAAAUUACGACGAUGGAACCAGCGAUAAACCUUACGGUCAUGCACUCGUGGCUGGAAUUGCUCGCUACCCACUGAAAGUUACAAAGAAAAUGGGAAAGAAGAAGACGGCAAAGAGGUCCAGGAUAAAGCCUUUUGUAAAAGUUUACAACUACAACCAUCUUAUGCCCACAAGGUGAGUACUAACCCUCUGCAUCCCAGCGUCAGAAUGCAAGUUCUACAUCCUGUUCUCUAUACAUUUCUUAUGAUACGCACAAGGAGAAUUUGUCUAACAAACAAGAGCUCCUUGAGUUUGCGAUCAUUUCCACUAUUCAGAUAACCUUAUGUUUGAUUCCGGGGUGAUGUUGCUGAAAGAAAUUAGCUGCCUAAAGGAUUAAUUGAAAAUUUGCUCAGCUGAUACAACACUGUAAUUUGCCUGUUACACAAAGUUCCCAGAAUUAAUGUUGAACCAUCUUUGUCAUUGUAUUGUCAAUUUUAUUUCUCCUGAGAUAGUUUUAAGAAGCAAUAAUCGACCUUAAUCUGCUUCAAUCUUUGUCAGUUAAUCCUAUAACCCUAAACUCCCAAGAUCUGAUUGUUAAUUCUCCCCUGUAGCUGCUACACAUUUCCUUGUGAAUUAGUUAUGAGAACUAGGUGCUAGAUCAAGAUAGCAGCUUCUACCUGAUAAGUUUGAAUAUUCUCUUUACCUGUUUGUUGGAGAACGUAUGGAUAUUGUAGGGAGAAGUUUUAUGUUAAUCACUUCUGGGAGUUAAAGGGUUAACUCCCAAGAUCUGACUGUUAAUUCUCCCCUUUAGCUGCUUCACAUUUCUUUGUAAAUUAGCUACAGGUAUUUGGUGUUAGAUUUGGCUAACUUCUACCAGAUAAGUUCAAAUACUUUCAUAACCUGUUUGCUAGAUAUUGUGUGGAUAUUUUAGGGGGAUGUAACAUAUUUAAUCACUUCAAGGAAUUGCAGGCUCAGGGUUGAGCAAGACAAAGUGAUAUGCCCCUCGUUUGAUCAAUUUUUUUAACAUAUCUGCAACUCCAAACAGCUUGUGAUAACCUUUUUCAGAGUAGGUAAAAGGCAAAAUUUCAGGUGAGAUAAAGCUAGAGGAUUGGCCAAUGAAACAAGGACUAAAUUGGUCUGAGGUUUAUUGGGAUCAAUGGGUUUUAUAAGAUCUUUGAUAUGUGGGAUUUUAAUUUAUUGCCUGCUUUGUAAUAACCAGGGUAAUAAUUCUGUCCAACAAUUUCAAAACUGUGUAUUUCAUAAUUAUAGAGAAAUCCUGUCUUUUGUCUGCAGGUACUCAGUCGAUGUCAACCUGGACAAACAGGUGAUUAAUAAAGAUGUGUUCAGAGAUCCAGCACUGAAACGUAAAGCCAAAAGGGAAGCCAAAGUGAAAUUAGAAGAAAGGUAGGCCAGCCUUACUCAUGCUUUUGUUUUUGUCAUUGUUGUUUUGCAUCCAUGUGACCAUGGAACCCAGAGAACCAUGUUACCAGAAAGGAUCCUGGAACGUGACUUUCUCAAGAAAAACAAACUCUUUAGGCAUGAGAGAUCUAAACUUACUCAUCAGUGAUGCCAAUGCAUUUCUGGUAUUUUGGUUUGCUCACAUCUCUUUGUCUCUGUUGUUUGAAGGGCUGAUAGCACUAUCCACUGGAUAAAUCUCUUUGCAGUGAAUAGUGUGUUAUGGUUUGUUAACACUUAUCCACAAUUACAAUUUAUCUGUUGGAUGGCAUCAUCCACCCAUUGAACAUUGGGGCCCUGGUCUCUGAACCCUAAAAUCAGUAUGCAUAUUCUCCUUACUGUUCUAUAAACAUUUCCUUAGAUGCUGACGGGGAGAAUUUGUCUAACAAUUAAGAUCCUCUUUAGUGGGCGAUCAGCUCUUUUAUUCUCCUGACCUUAAUGUUUGAUUGAGGGGAGAUAUAGUAAGGAGAGAUUAGAUGCUCAUCAUUCUUAGAGGUUAAAGGGUUUAAAGAUGAGUCAUGACACAUGAAAGUUCUCAGUGAUAUUUCAGAUAUUUUUCAAUCCUUCAUGGUUGUCCAAGUUUGACAGUUAAUUAUUGUUGACCAUUUUUUUAAUUCCUCUCUGUCAUUUUGGUUAAGUCUUACUCACUAGCUAGGUGGCUCAUUCAGGUGUAGCUUAUCCCAGCUUUCAUAAGUGUCUGGUGUUGAAUUUCCCCUUACAGUAUCACCCUUGAAUUAAACUUAAAGGUCAUGAGCUAAAAGGAAUUUAUCACCAACUGAAGAAGCUCUUGACUUUGAAACAAAUUCUUCUUGUCAACACCUUAGGAAAUGUAGAGAGAACAGUAUGGAGAAUAUGCAUACUGAUAUUUGGGUGUAAAGGGUUAAGCAACUAGGAGUUUUGGUAAUCUCCUGGGAUGGGUUACCUGUAAAUGGCUGGGUACUCUCGGAAUUUUUUUCAGGCUUCCCCAGUUAAUUAUUCAGGACUCUUUUACAACCCAUGAUUAGAAAAGGAGCUAUGAGAGUUGUGGAUGUUAACCCAAGAACACACUCUAAUGACCAUCCAAAGCUCAGACCUUCUCAUCAAGACUCAAAUACACUAGUUGAGUGUAUCACUCUUGCUCUUACCAAUUUCUAUUGUAACUUUAAUUAAGUAAAUUAGGUUUGAUUGAGUCAUUAUUGUAUGAUACUCCACUCAUGUAAGUACUGUAGUAACAAAAUUGUCUCUUUCCAGGUACAAGUCGGGCAAGAACAAAUGGUUUUUCCAAAAGCUGAGGUUCUAA
Molecule: messenger RNA, 2790 nt
Organism: Pocillopora meandrina
Lineage: Eukaryota; Metazoa; Cnidaria; Anthozoa; Scleractinia; Pocilloporidae
Source: the annotation of a GenBank genome assembly